ACACAUAUUUAUAGCAUAAGUAGAACAGUCUCGUUGUACCAACAACUGUAAGCUUCUUUGGUGUGUGGUAUAUUUGUUAUUUUGAAAGUAAGAACAUAACUUCCGGUAUUAGCUCAGCCGCUUCUGAUUAACUUGAUGGAGCCGAAAGCGCAGCUGGUUGGAGCUGCGCUUCUCCUCCGAGGUCAUAUCCCGUUGGCAGGCCAUUUCUGAGGCACACCCACGAUCUAUUCACUAGUCUGCUCCUGUCUCUUUAUUCUACUGUUUUCAGUUUAUUUAUAUAGUGUCAAUACACAACAGAAGUCAUCUCAGGGCAAUAUACAGCUAUGCAUAGAAUUAUAUAAACAAGAGAGAGAAUUCCACCAGUUACACUGGGCAACAGUUGAGAGGAAAAACUCCCUAUAGUCAAGAGACAGGCUCAGGGUGCACAGUCUCUGCCUCAGGGUGAUGGGAUAGAGAAGUGGAAAAAGGACAAACAAGAACAACAGACGGCAAACAAAGUACAGAAGCAUGAGAAGCAUGACAUGUACAGUAGUAUAAUAGUAGAAAGAAAAGGGUAAAAAAAAUCCAUUGUAUAGACAUUCUGGCGCAUUCAUACAACUCAGAUGAGUAUGUCUGAAAUGCACUUCCUCCUUUUUUCACAAUUAGCUAGAUUACUCCUGUCCCAGAACAGGAGAAAUUCUGUCCCCAGCAGUCUAAAGUGACCCCAUCACACAAAUUAAUCGAAAGAGUCAAGUCAAUUAUUAGCAGUAAAAUAUGGCUAAAACUGUGAUCAACUCUAUAAUUUAUAACAAAAGCGUUUUUUAGAGCGUUCAUUUAUUCAGUAUUCAAACAUCUGCAUUGAUUAAUAUGGUAACUAUUAAUUAACUGAAAUAAAUGUAGUGGAGUCACAAAAAAAACAAACCCAAAUGUAAGUAGACGUACAAAAUAGCAUAACAAUUCUGAUUAGUAUGUAACUAGGCUUUUUAAGGAAAUGUAUUUUGGAUCAAAGUGUUCGCUUUAAUUCAUCAUAACACAUAUCUUAAUUUUAUUAAUGUAGCGUUUGUAAUCGGGAGAGAAUUGUUGGUACCGUGGUCAGUUCAAUUUGUGCCAAUAUUUGUUUCCGGUGACACUGUACAGAGUGACAGUGGAAAGUGAAGUGUUAUAGGCUAACAUCCUUUGAUUGCUGUAUUGAUUGGCUGCUGAAGUGAUUUAGGUCAGAGCUGAAACACAAUGACUGAAUAAAACAGUGUCUCUUUCAAAAUCUGGUCAGUCAAACACCAUCAAGCCCCUUCUGAACGCAGUGGCUCACUGGGUGACUAAACUGGACAGCUGAUGCAGGUGGACGGCUUGUCGACGUGGUGUAUGUGUGCAGUAUUACGUGGGAGUGUGGUGUGCCCCCCCUCCUCCUCCUCCUCCAGACGCAUGCAGGCUGCUAUCACCAGUGAUGUCUGGAGCAGGUUCUCAUGCAGACAGAGAGGAGGACUACAGGUUUCUCCACAGCAUGUUGAUGGAGAAGAAACUUCACCUGCUGUUUAAGAUCCACGAGCGACUGAGGCGCUUUGAGAGUCGCUGCCCCAGCGCCGUCCAGGAGCAUGCAGCUAGUCUGGCCUCAGAUUUGGCCAAAGACCUGAUGUACCAAAGCCAGAAAGAUGAAGUCAAAGAACUGGUUGCCCUCUUAAACCAAGCCCUCUUUAAGAGCCUCCUGUCUGUACACGACGCUGUGGCCCAGAAAGACUUCCAGCCAACGCUGCCACCGAUACCUGACGAUACCCUGGAGGAGGAAGAGGAUUCGGUCAAGCUUGUCAGUCUGGUCAAAACCAAAGAGCCCCUGGGGGCAACCAUUAAGAAGGACCAGUCCACGGGGGCCAUCAUUGUGGCCAGGAUCAUGCAAGGAGGGGCAGCUGAUAAAAGCGGCCUGAUCCACGAAGGAGAUGAGCUCAAGGAGGUGAAUGGAGUCUCACUGGAGCACAGAAAGCCAAAGGAAAUCCUUCCUCUUCUGGCUCGUUCCCAGAGUGAAAUCAAAUUCAAGAUCGUUCCUGCCUUCGACAGGAAGGACGUCUCAUCAAAUAAGGCCAAGCUGUUUGUGCGGGCUUUGUUCGACUAUGACCCCGGCGAGGACCCCGCCGUCCCGUGCAAGGCCGCGGCGGUGGCCUUCAAGAGAGGCGACGUCCUGCAGGUGGUCAGCGCCGAGGACGACGUCUGGUGGCAGGCCCGCCUGCUCAGGGAUGGCCGCGCCCGGGCAGGACUCAUCCCCUCGCAGCAGCUGCAGGAAAGGAGAGUGGCGCUGCAGCGACCGGAGGCCCUGUUUAGGCCUCGCCGAGAAAAGCCACCAGAUGAGGGACAAGCCUCCGAGGAUGUGGACUAUGGCGCUAUAACUGGGAUCCACAUCGGUGAGGCGCUCGGCGGCAUAAGAAGGAGUUUCCGACUUGGCAAAAAGAGCAGUCUGACCACAGAUGCGGCUGGAUCCAGGAGGUGGAGCGCAGGGAUGCACGGAUCAGUCUGUCCUCCGACCUACAUAGAAGUCAUGCCCUAUCACAGCCCACCUGAGGACAGAGGCCGGCUGGUCGUUUUAGUUGGGCCCAGCGGCGUUGGCGUUAACGAACUGAAGAGGAGGCUCCUGAUCUCCGACCCCGACCGCUACGGCGUCGCCGUGCCUCACACCACGCGUGAGCGGAGAGCGCGGGAGGCCGAAGGCGUACAUUAUCAUUUCGUGUCUGUUCACGCGUUUGAGGAGGCCGUUCUCAAGCACAAGUUUAUAGAAUAUGGCAGACACACAGGACAGUAUUAUGGAACCAGUCUAGACUCUGUUCAUCAAGUAUUGGCCAAGGGCAAGGUGUGUCUUCUGGAUGUGCAUCCUAGUAAAAUAAAAGUUGUGUACACGUCUGAGUUCAAACCCCACGUUGUGUUCGUGAAGCCGCCGUGCGUGGAGGAGCUACGUCUGACCAGACGCAGAGCUGAAGCCCCGGGUGACCCAAAGGACACGAACCCCCUCAGGAUCUUUUCAGACCAGGACUUGGAGGACAUGGGCGCACAGGCUGAAGCCAUCGACAGCCAGUACGGCCACCUGUUCGACAGGGUCAUCAUCAACAGCGACAUGGCCGCGGCGCUCAGGGAGCUGAGGGGCGACCUCGAGAGGACAGAGGGGGAGGAGGACGUCCGGUGGGUUCCCGCGGAGUGGAUUCGCUCCCUGGAGCGGAGGAGCUGUGGCCGUUUGAGCAGCUGGAUUUGAACUCCAGCCU
This is a messenger RNA of Betta splendens (Siamese fighting fish), 3218 nucleotides long. RefSeq names its product MAGUK p55 subfamily member 7-like. NCBI's taxonomy places the organism in Eukaryota, Metazoa, Chordata, Actinopteri, Anabantiformes, Osphronemidae. Gene Ontology annotation, molecular function: protein binding. The transcript has 18 exons. Gene Ontology annotation, biological process: protein localization to adherens junction. Gene Ontology annotation, cellular component: plasma membrane; cell-cell junction. The record is from RefSeq and is a predicted model, not a curated record. The coding region runs from base 1424 to 3208 and encodes 594 amino acids.